AUUUAAGUUGCUGUUAAAUCCUCAGUUGAUUAAUUUUUGAAAUGAUUUAUAGAAUUAAAAUUUACGAUGAAAAUUGCCUUACUGUUUGAGGGCCGUAAGAAGCUUUUUUUAGAUCAAUAUAACAAAUAUUUGUGAUUUAUCUUAAAGGUCAUUUCUUUAGCUUAACAAAAAUGACUAUUGUUAAUCCAUCACAUAAUCCAUCAUUUUUGUCUGUAAUAAAGUAGACAUUGAGGCAACAGGACUGGUUGACGAUGAUGAUGACGACGAUGAGGAAGAUGAAGAAGACGAGGACAACGAGAGAGAUGGGAGCAGCGAAAUUGAGGGCAUAAGUGAGAAACAAAACAAAGAGGAAGUUGUCUUCAAUCAGCUGAAGAGCAGGGACUUUAUCACAGGAGAAUCUAGCAAAACAUGCGACUUAUUCCAUACCAUUUCUGCAAAUUCUUCAAAUUCUUCAAAUUCUUCUCGCUCACAUCAUGAAAACACAGACUAAAAGGAUCGUUCAAGCCCUCCUGGUUUUACAAGAAAGCUUUGUGAACGUUGUCCAGUUGCAAAGAUCCCAAAUCACUCAGGAAGCAUUCAUCGUAUCAGAAAUUACGAGACAGGCGUACCAGAUAGAAAGUAAAAUGUUCCACUUGUUAAAAUCCUUCACAUCCAGUGAUUCCGAGGAUACAAAGCAGAGAUUACAGGAACAUAUAAAGUCGUUUAAGGAAGAAUUUUCUCAGGAUACUUUACAUUACAAAAUUCCAAACCGGCGUACCAUGCCAAAGAAAGCUCAGACUAUGAUCAAGACAGAUCUUAAAGUUGCAUUUUCGCCCGAACAAUUAUCAGAAAUGAACAGGGAGGACUUUAUUUUGGAGCGAUUUCUCGGUGAUAUGAAAGGUGACAUUUUGAAAAAAAAUUUGCAAUUCCCUCGACAAGUUUGUGGAAUCCUUGAUGGACAAAGUAGCGAGUGAUCUUAUCAAAGCCAUCAUUGACUUUAACGAGAACCUCACACACCCCAUGGUCUCUAAAAUUUUGGAGGAAAGCUAUGGUGUGCAUUUCGUUGAAGCAAAAGCUAAAACACACGAACUUAUUGAAGACAAUUGAGAUAUUCUUAACCAUCUUUUGGAUUCCAUAAAGGAGGCUGCCAGGGUUGCUUUGAGGUGAGAAAUUUCGGGGCCCCUUAGUUCCAAACAGAUGACAAUUUGCACAAAAAGGGAUGUUGCUGAUAAAACACGUCGACAGUCAGUCGUGGAAUCCCUUUUCGACACAAUCGACGAAAAGAGGGUUGCAGAAGCAGUUUUCGAAGCCUGCUUCGAUCGCUUUCAGAGGAUGCGAAACCGGUUUCUAUCAACCAUGGAAUUUCUUGGUUUGUUUGUCUAAUUUGAUGAUUCAUGUUUUUUAAGAUAUUUUAGGAAGCUCGCGGUUUUUCCUUUCAGCAAGUAAGUACCGUAAUAGCAUCACACAUUUUCCGAGUUUUCUUGAUUGCUUCUGCCAUAAAUUAUCACCAGAGUGGGAAGAUUUGAAAAGACUCGCACUGUUCAUGUUUUGUUUUGUUGCCAUCAAACCAGACUUAUAACAUUCGACUCACAAUCAACUCCUUACUUAGCUCUGAUGAUGACUUUGCAAGGUUUUUGCUACUUAAGUCACUGUUAUCAGUGAAAUUUUUUUGGGGGACUCUCCUUAGCUGGAAGAUCACAACACACGAUCGUUUGGUUUGUUUGUUUGCUUGUGCAUUAUUAAUCUUUGCUUUUGCUCAUGCAAUCAUAUAAACUUUUGAUUAGCGUGUAAAAAGACUUUUUGUGCUCCUUUAUGAUCUUUACUUGAUGCUCUUGUAAAUCUUAAGGUCAUGUUCCUCAUUACAUUUCUUUGAGCUAAAAUUUUGAUGUGGGUAACUCUCUCAUUUCUCCUAGUUAAUGUCUGAUGGAAGAGCAACGAUCAACCUCGCUAAGCCUGAAUGUCCAUACGACAUGACCACUCUGGGCGCUCCGUUCCAUGUGUCACCAGAAAUGUACCAGUACCACGGGAAAGGUCACCUCAGUUACCUCUCCUACGACAUCUAUGCAUUUGGAAUGCUUUUAUGGGUGCUUUUCGAGGGACGAGGUACAUCAAGACCGAAAGUAUACAAAGACAUGAAAACUAUCCAAUCCAUGCAAGCAGCAGUGGAAAAUGGAAUUCUACCAUGUAAGGAUGAUAAAGAACUCCAGAUUCCUUCAGUGAGUGAUGCGUGUUGGAGCUUAAUGACAAGGUGCUGGGAGGACAGAGCAUCCAUGACCAUGGAUAUUAUUAUUACUGAUUUAAAAGCCAUAAGGGAAACAGUAGAAACCCGUUAACUAAAUGGUGAUGUUGCUUGAACUUUCUUAAGCAACUGGGCCUUAUAAGACCCUUCUUAAACCGAAUUUGGGCUAUGAGGUUAGGCUACUAAAGGAUUGGACCGAUCUAUCUUUUCCUCACAUUCUUUGAAGCUAUUGUCACGCAAAAAAAAGAGAGCGUAGCGUGACGAGAAUAAAAAGCACUCGUUGUUGUAUGUUAAUCGUAUAGAGUUAAGUUUAUCAAGAGCUGUAAGUUAUAAUUGUGCGCUAUAAAAGUAGAAUACUAAAGAGUAGUAUAAAGUAGAAAAUGAAGCGUUGAUAUUGCUUUUUGCUGGAUUGAAAUGAAAAAUAAUAAUUUUAAUAAUAAAAGCAAAGAAAAUGCGUGGAAAAACUGAUUAAUUGCUUUCAUUAAACAAUGGCGAUUUAAGUUCUAAGAGAGAGGAGAUCGACUUAUCUUAUGUCACGGCUUUUUGCCCAUCAGCCUCCUCCUUUUAUUGAG
Messenger RNA from Pocillopora meandrina, 2790 nucleotides. The record is from the annotation of a GenBank genome assembly. NCBI's taxonomy places the organism in Eukaryota, Metazoa, Cnidaria, Anthozoa, Scleractinia, Pocilloporidae.